This is a messenger RNA of Colletotrichum aenigma, 2916 nucleotides long. RefSeq names its product Isopenicillin N epimerase component 1 (gene cefD1). Lineage: Eukaryota; Fungi; Ascomycota; Sordariomycetes; Glomerellales; Glomerellaceae. The record is from RefSeq and is a predicted model, not a curated record. Gene Ontology annotation, molecular function: long-chain fatty acid-CoA ligase activity; protein binding; long-chain fatty acid transmembrane transporter activity. The transcript has 10 exons. The coding region runs from base 1 to 2916 and encodes 971 amino acids.
AUGAACAGACUGGACAGUGCGAUCAUGGCCGGAUGGUCUGGACGAGCGAGAUUCUUGGAUGAUAACUGGAGCACGGCUGGACAAUGCGACGAAGACGACUAUGUCAAUCGGGUUCUCAAAGCCCAAAUCCACGAAGUUCAACCCAGGAGUACUCACGACCAAUCUGUUCAGGCUAAAGGUCUACAUCGUUAUUCCGAAUUAGACGGUCGAGAAAUAUCCCAAAGAUACGAGCUCCAUUCUGAGUGUCUGCUAUUGCCUGCGAGCGCCGAUGAACAGCACAGAGCUGACUUGGAUCUGGAAUACCAAGUUUCUAUCGGUCAUUUCAAUGCGAAUUCUUUGACACGGGACAGGUUUCCUACAUGCGAAGCCUUCGAACUUGAUUCUCGUCUUUUGGAGGAGAAUGAGAGUUUCGAAGUAUCGAAGGCGAAGAAGCAGAGACACCUGUCGCUUGCCGCAGGAAGUGCAGAUAUAAGCCCCGCAUUGGCCAAGAAAUUAGAAGAGGGCACCUUUAGUGUGAACGAUUGGAUUAUGAACGCGGCUAUGAACGAAGACAUUGGCCUCGUGCAGACUCUUCUUGACCUCCGUACAGACGAGGACGUAUUUGAUAGUAGCUCCCGAUGCUCGCCCAUUUGUAUUGCAUCUGAAUUCGGAGACAUUGCUGUUGUCCGCGCGGUGCUCGACCGCGGCGCAGACGUCAACAAGCCUGAUUCACGUGGAUUGCCGCCAAUUUUUAUAGCAGCAGCCAACAAGCAUCUGGGAGUGGUAAGACUUCUUUUGGAGCGUGGAGCCCUUGUCAAUGCUACUAGCCAGCAUGGGUCACUACUAUGCGAGUUGGCAGUAAAAGGAAAUCACGAAGCACUUCGCUUCCUGCUGAAUCGACACUCGGGAAAGAUUGCCGACUCUUAUAAUGAGAGCUCCAAAUCUCAGCCAGACACCCACAAAAAAGAUAUGAACCAAGCGCUAGUGCUAGCAGCGAAGUCUGGUAGCUCAGCGGCGAUGCAGGUCUUAUUGGAUCAUGGGGCGGGCGUGGAUCUUCUGCUGAAGGCCCCAGCUUCUGACCUUCUCAGCGCGCUGAUCGAGAGUGCAGUUUCAGGGAACUUUGAAGUUGUCAACAUUUUGCUGAUGACGAACGUGGAUGCCGCCGAACAGUCGUCAGCGCAAUUGAAAACGCAGACCGACCGCGUAUCACCCUACUACAUCUUCGAACAAGCAGUCCAAAAGCAUCCCUAUGAUGAGGCCAUCUGGACGAGAAAUGGAAGCGUCUCGUGGAAGACCACCUACGAUCGUGUCAACCAAUAUGCUCAAUUAUUCCUCUUUUAUGGCGUCAAGCCCGGACAAUUCGUCGCCUUCUUCAUGCAGAACUCUCCCGACUUCGCCUUCGCCUGGGUAGGACUACUCGCAAUCGGUGCCGCACCGGCCAUGAUCAACUACAACCUCACCGGCAAGGCUCUUCUCGGCUGCAUCGAAAUCAGUACGGCGAAGCUUGUGCUGGUGGAUGGAUCAGAGGAGGUCGCGGCGAAGUACCAAGACGUGAAUACCGAGCUCGACAUGAAGGGGAUCAAGCUUAUCAACUUGGCCGAAGAGAAGCCGAGGGUCUAUCAAAUGGAUCCGGUACGGCCGCACGACAACCUGAGGAAGGGAAUGAUGCCAGGUGACGCGAUGGCUCUUUUCUAUACCAGCGGAACUACUGGUCUGCCUAAGGCUGUGCUGUUCCCGGCGGCCGCCGCGGCAAGCUUGUCACUACAGGCAAGUCAGAACGAUUUGGGAUUCCAUCCGACUGCCGGUAACAGCGAACGAUGCUAUAUUUGCAUGCCAUACUAUCACGGGACCGGCGGCAUCACGAUGAUUUCACAGAUACUUUCGGGAUCCACGGUCUGCAUGGCUCCGAAGUUCAGUGUCUCGACCUUCUGGGACGACAUUCGCGACUCGAACGCCACCUGGUUCGUCUACGUCGGCGAAACGCUACGAUACCUCCUCGCCGCGCCGCCUUCUCCGCGGGAUAAAGAACACAAUAUUCAUGCCGUCUUCGGGAACGGUUGCCGUCCAGAUGUCUGGAGGCGAUUCCAAGAACGGUUCGGUGUUGACACCGUUUGCGAGUUCUACAACAGUACUGAGGGUGCCUUGGGGCUGCGCAACCUUUCACGAGGAGAUUUCUUUGCCAACGCUGUUGGCCACCACGGCUUGCUACUUCGACUCAAGUACAGGAACAUGUAUGUUCCUGUCGCCAUUGAUACGGAGACUGGUGAAGUUCAAAGAGAUCCUAAAACAGGGCUGGCGGUCCGGAUGUCUUAUGAGACUGGCGGAGAAAUAUUGGUAGAACACCCAGGUGAGAGGGCGUUUCCAGGUUAUUUCAAUAAUCCCGAUGCAACGGACAAGAAGUAUGUGAGGGAUGUCUUGAAGAAGGGAGACAUCUUCUACCGCACUGGUGAUUCUCUGAGACGGGAUGCUGAUGGCAGAUGGUUCUUCUUGGAUCGACUCGGGGACACCUACAGGUGGAAGGGUGAGAACGUGUCUACAGCUGAAGUGUCGGAAGUUCUCGGAGAAUACCCCGGUGUGAACGAGGCAGUUGUUUACGGCGUUUCCCUCCCUGGCCACGACGGAAAAGCUGGCGCAGCAGCUCUCGAUAUUGCUCCAGACAAGAAGGCGUCCUUCGACUUCGCUGACUUCCUGAAGUACUCCCGAUCCCGAUUGCCACGAUAUGCCGUGCCCAUUUUCGUUAGGCUGUUGAAUGCAAGCCAAGCCAGCCACAACAACAAGCAGAACAAGGUGCCAUUGAAGAACCAAGGCGUUGACCCGAGCAAAAUUGAGGGUGGUGAUCAGCUUCUAUGGAUUGAGAAGCACGGCAAGGGGAACACCUACGUUGCAUUUACGCAGGACGACUGGGACAACCUUGGGCAGGGCCGAGCGAAGUUGUAG